Molecule: messenger RNA, 1308 nt
Organism: Acanthosepion pharaonis
Lineage: Eukaryota; Metazoa; Mollusca; Cephalopoda; Sepiida; Sepiidae
Source: the annotation of a GenBank genome assembly
AUGCUUUGUCCUUAUUGUCCUGAAUUAUAUUCCAAAACAAAUCCUUUACCUCGUCAAUCAAACUCUGUCAUCUCUCUCUCUCUCUCUCUCUCUCUCUCUAUUCCACCUUCUCUUUCUCUUUUCCCCUCUCUCUCUCCAUCCUACCUUCUCUUUCUGCCCCACCUCUCUCUCCAUUCCACCAUCUCUUUCUCUUCCCCCCUCUCUCUCUAUUCCACCUUCUCUUUCCCCCUCUCUCUAUUCCACCUUCUCUUUCUCUUCCCCCUCUCUCUAUCCCACCUUCUCUUUCUCCCCUCUCUCUCUAUUCCACCAUCUCUUUCUCUUCCCCCUCUCUCUAUCCCACCUUCUCUUUCUCCCCCUCUCUAUAUUCCACCAUCUCUUUUCUUCCCCCCCCUCUCUCUAUCCCACCUUCUCUUUCUCCCCCUCUCUCUAUUCCACCAUCUCUUUUCUUUUUCCCCUCUCUCUAUCCCACCUUCUCUUUCUCCCCCUCUCUCUCUAUUCCACCUUCUUUUUCCCCCCCUCUCUCUCUAUCCCACCUUUCUUUCUCCCCCUCUCUCUAUUCCACCAUCUCUUUCUCUUCCCCCCCUCUCUCUCUAUCCCACCUUCUCUUUCUCCCCCUCUCUCUCUAUUCCACCAUCUCUUUCUCUUCCCCCCCUCUCUCUCUAUCCCACCUUCUCUUUCUCCCCUCUCUCUAUUCCAUCCAUCUCUUUCCCCCCCUCUCUCUCUAUCCCACCUUCUUCUCUCUCUCUCUCUCUCUCUCUUUUCGCUCGAUAUUGCUCAGUCUACAAUUCCUUUUGUUUUUUCUCUCAAUCCCAUUCUAGAUUGUUCUCAUUACAUCUCUCUCUUUCUCUCUGUGCCUCUUUGUCUCUGUCUGUUUGUCUCUCUCUCUCUCUCUCGCUCUCUCAUUUCUUACCAUCUCUUUCGCGCAUUCUUUUUCCUUUGUCUUUUCUUUCCUUCACUCAAUUUUCUUCCACAACUUUCAUUAAACCUCUUUCUCUCCAUUUCUUUCUUUCUUUGUUUCUUUCUUUAUCUUUCGUUUUCCUUCUUUCUUUCUUUCUUUCUUUCUUUCUUUCUUUCUUUCUUUCCGAUAUCCCUCUCUUUCCAUCCCUUUUGUUAUCUUCCUUUCUUUCCUUUUUUCUUUCUUCCUACAUCUUCGCUUUCUUUCGUUGUCAUUUUCUCAUCUUUUUUGAUCUCUCGACUUAUUUUUUUUGUACUUUCUUUCUUUCUCCAGAUUUCUCUUGCUAUCUUUCUUUCUUCCUCAUUCCUUCCCAUCUCUCUCUCUCUCUCUCUCUCUCUCUCUCAUUCUUUUAA